CCAUGGAAGCGGCGCCCGGCGUGAGCGCGCUGCGCCGCGCCGGCAACGAGGAGUUCCGCCGCGGGCAGUACGGGCCGGCCGCCGCGCUCUACGGCCGCGCGCUGGCGCUGCUGGAGGCCGCAGGGGAGGCCGCCGCCGCGGAGAGGAGCGUGCUGCUCUCCAACCGCGCCGCCUGCCACCUCAAGGACGGCGCCUGCGGGCUCUGCGUGAGCGACUGCUCCCGUGCACUUGAACUGGUCCCUUUUGGAAUCAAACCCCUCCUCAGGCGGGCAGCAGCCUAUGAGGCUCUGGAGAGGUACCAGCUGGCCUAUGUGGACUACAAGACUGUGCUACAGAUCGACUGCACCAUACAGUCUGCACAUGAUGGUGUCAACAGAAUGACCAAAGCCCUGCUGGAGAAGGAUGGUGUGAACUGGCGUGAGAAGCUCCCUCCAAUCCCCACAGUCCCCAUUUCCGCCCAGACGAGAUGGAGCGUUCCUUCUGUAGGAGGUCCAGCCAGUCCUUGUGAAACUGCACCUCUGGGAAAACCAGACCACACUGCUGCUGGCACUGAAAGAGCUCAAACGCUGAGGGAAGAAGGAAAUGUACUUGUGAAGAAAGGAAACCAUAAAAAAGCAAUUGAGAAGUACAGCGAGAGUUUAAAGCUCAAACAGGAAUGUGCAACAUAUACCAACAGAGCUCUGUGUUACCUGACUCUGAAGCAAUACAAGGAAGCAGUACAGGACUGCACAGAAGCCCUGAGGUUAGAGCCUAAUAAUGUUAAGGCGUUCUACAGACGUGCUCAAGCCCUUAAAGAACUGAAGGAUUACAAGUCAAGUAUUGCUGAUAUCAACAGCUUGCUGAAAACUGAACCAAAGAACACAGCUGCACUGAGGCUACUACAAGAAUUGAGCAGAGCUUAGAGCAACCAAACAACAAGAAAAGCUUUGUUUUCUCCUGCAAACUAAGAGUUUUCCCCUCUGAUACUGUUAUAGGGACCAAUCUUGAUGCAGGAUCAGUACUGAAAUCUGUCCUCCACUGCUGCUGAGAUGUAACAGGUUCUGUGUCAGCAUGAUGAAUGUCAAGAUGCACAGUCUGUAUCACACUUGAUUAUUCCCUCCAAGAUUAUUCAGACUUUUAAUGCCCUCUCUGAGAGGCAUUAGAAGGUUAACUUACCUAGCUGAAGGGAUUUCCCCCUGAAGUCAACUUGCCUGUAAAGACUGGCUUCAGAGACUGUUCCCAUAUUGGCUGGGAUGCGUGUCUUGAAGAGCUACAAGCAGAGUUUUGUUAGUCCUUAUUCAGGUGACAGAAGGAAGCAAGAGCUAUAGUUUUCCUGAGUUUUUACUGCUUUCUAUUACUUAAAUAAGGUAGCUGAAGAACUGCUGCAGGAACACCAAUUGUAGUUGCCAUAGCACUAUGCACCAUUCUUAAUACAGAUUCCAGGCUACUUGCACAAUACCUAGCAUGUUCCUUCUCCAGUUGGUGCCUACAGGCCCUUACCUGAGCUUCUGCGACUUAGUGUGACUGGGCAGAAGUUUGCAGUAGCAGCUUUCCUUUAUUUUUAAUUAUCCUACACACUUCAAAAAAAAAAAAAAAAAAAAAAAGAGUUAAACCAGCCUUGUUACACUGUGCACUAUUUCUUUCAAAUUCUAGCUGCUUUGGAGUUUUACAGCAUUUUUGAAACUUGAGCUUGUCUGUGCCUUUUGGAUCAGUUGCUACUGAAGGUGUUAAAAAGAGGAGGGAAUGCAGUAAUAUCUCACCUAAGGCCUGGCUUAUUACUUUCAUGCAUGUUUAUACUGUUUGAGUUGUUUUUCCUUAUACGGUAUUGAUGGCACUGAUUUAAAAUGGUAGAUUAAGAGAUAUUUAGAGGUAUUUUAAGUACUGUUAAAACCAGUUUACAUUAAAGUCAUGUUUAUUUUCACUCUA
Messenger RNA from Rhea pennata, 1905 nucleotides. RefSeq names its product translocase of outer mitochondrial membrane 34 (gene TOMM34). Lineage: Eukaryota; Metazoa; Chordata; Aves; Rheiformes; Rheidae. Gene Ontology annotation, molecular function: heat shock protein binding. Gene Ontology annotation, cellular component: cytosol; mitochondrion. The coding region runs from base 3 to 902 and encodes 299 amino acids. The record is from RefSeq and is a predicted model, not a curated record. The transcript has 7 exons.